GCUUUGUGAGAGUUCCCUCCGCAGUGUUCCCGUAUUCAUUUACGUAGUCGUCAUGAAACGAGACAAAUCGUUGUUUUGGUCGCAAUAUUUAUCUCGAUACUACAGUAUGUGGCGGGUCGUGUGUCAUUUUGUGGUUUUACUUCAGGAUCUUUGGCUAAAUUUACCGCGGAGUAACUUUUAAAAGCAACUUUUGUUCAGACUUCCGUAAGGGACCGUGGUCAAAUUUGUAGCCACGUCGAGGCGGGGUGUCGUUCACGGCCGUUCCCUCACUGCGCCACUUUAAGUGAAAGGGGAAGCCUUGAAACCUCCAUGUUUGUAUCUUGAAACUGCGAGCGGAGUUGAGCACCAUAUUGAAUCAAAGUUGCUAACUCCUUGACAAAUGUUUGAAAACUUUCGGACUCCUAAAGUUAGCGGCUUCCCGAGCGGACAAAGACACCGGACUUGUUAUGGACGCGCUGUAGCCGACUCGUCGCGGUGUUUUCCGGCGCCUUUCAUUUUUGUUUUGUCGUUAAAGUUCAUGCAGCAGCUCCGAGUCGGCGAGCGAUCUCUAACUUUAGAGUGCGAGCCUUAGCACUUUGGACCAGACCUGGAUGUGAUGGACAAUCCAUCCUCAAUAAUCACACAAGUCAGCCGGGAUGAAGAGGGCAGCAAAGCUGCAGGGGAGACGAGGGGUUCUUCUCCCUCCCCGUCCUCUAAGAAGCCCCGGAGUGGAGGCAUCUUCUCUAACCUGUUCUGCUGCGUAUGUCGGGACCAGUCUGAACCUCCACCAGUCAACAACAACUCCCCACUGUUAGUGGAGGAGAACGGGACGGUCUCCAAGAUCCAGGCGAAGCCACUGCUGCCUCCAGUUAAGUCAAAAGACUCUGGAAAGAUCUGUGUGGUUAUAGACCUGGAUGAGACGUUAGUUCACAGCUCCUUUAAGCCCGUGAACAAUGCAGAUUUCAUCAUUCCUGUGGAAAUUGAUGGAACAGUACACCAGGUGUAUGUCCUAAAGCGGCCGCACGUCGACGAGUUCCUCAAGAGGAUGGGAGAGCUGUUCGAGUGUGUUCUGUUCACUGCCAGUUUAGCUAAGUACGCAGACCCGGUGUCUGAUCUCCUGGACAAAUGGGGAGCAUUCCGCUGCCGCCUCUUUAGAGAGUCUUGUGUUUUCCACCGAGGUAACUACGUCAAAGACCUGAGUCGCCUGGGUCGGGACCUCAACAAGGUCAUAAUUGUGGACAACUCUCCUGCCUCCUAUAUCUUCCAUCCUGACAAUGCAGUGCCUGUAAUCUCGUGGUUUGAUGACAUGUCCGAUACCGAGCUGCUGGACCUCAUCCCAUUUUUCGAAAGGCUGAGCAAAGUGGACAACGUCUACACAGUCCUCAAGCAACAAGGGACCGCGAGCUAACGGCGCUCAACUCUUCAUCUCACCUCUGAACAUAUCGGUGUUAAAAAUGUUUUAAAACAAAGAAAAUGCACACACCAGCUGGGCUCCAGUUCCAGAUAUCACUGCCCACCAGAACACAGGCUGCUUCACAGCUGACGGAGCCUCCACCCUCUCAGUUCCAGAGAGAUCUUUUAUUUGGCCUUCGUUGACUUUGACGGCAAAGCCGCCGCCACCUACUGUUCAGACAUUGAACUGGCCUGACACGAACCAGCUCACGUGGAUAAAAGGAUGAAUGUUUAAGGAUAAUUGUGCAGAACUCAUUAGCCACAGAUCCUCUGGACAGUGCCUGGGUACUGGAUUUCACCACCACUGGUCCUGUAAACUGAUCGCAAGCAGCAAGAAGUUUUUGGAAAAGGUUUACACAUUUAGAUCGGUCACUCAAUCGAUAUGGAAGUGUUAAAGAUUGUAAAUGUUUUGCGUAAUUACACGCUUUCCUUUUGCUAGGUGGCACACUUUUCAUCUGCAGUGAAAAGAAAUAGAUCCUUGGGUGUCAUUUUAGAGGUUUUAGGACAAGUAUUUUUGCAAAUUUAUGACAGUGUUAUAGAUGAUUAUAAUCCUUAAAAGUAAAAACAGAUUACAGCUGGGGCUGUAAUGUCAUUAUAUAAUUAAGUUAUAAAGAAUACUGAAAUGAUUGGACAGCACUUUACAUGUUUAUUGUGUAGUUUAUAGUGCAAGGACCCCUUUCACUGCAGAUCUUUUUGCGCAACUUGUGCACAAAAUGUUUAGAAAAUAAGAUGAAAUAAAUGAACGAAAAGUUGAAAUACGGGAAUGUAGGGUGUAUUUAGGCAAAAUUUACAAGUUGUGUUUUUACAUUUUUGCAAUCGGUCCAGUUGAAACUGUUUCGUGACUAGGUUAGAGCUACAGUAGUGUCCUCCCUAGAACCUGGCACUAAUUAGUUAAUAUCAAACCCGUCAGCACAAGCAAGCGAACGAGUAGCUCUUAGGUUUGGGUUGUAUAGGGACGAUUUCAAACCAGGUUGACAGCCAGAAUGCAAAAAACUUGCACUUUUCUGUCAGUGAAUCUCAUGACCAGUCGAUUCCAGAGUUAAGAGGACCAGGACUGUCUUCCAAAAUAGAGUAAAAACAAACAACAAAAAGUCAGGAAUUAGUCACUGUUAGUGGUGCUUCAAACAUGGUAGCUUCAGGUGUUUCUGGUUUUGUUCCUCGCUUUAAAAGCUCGGCAAAAUCUUGAUCUUUUUGUUUUAUUUGACAGACGUUUGGAUGACUGAGCUGUCUUGUUUUUUUAUGGUUUUCUUCUUUAAGCGGUACUUGCAGGCUGGAAACAGGCUUGUACGUUGGUUCUAAUGGUUCAGUCAAGUUCAAAUUUAGGGGAAAAAUCCACUUUAAAACACUCGAACACUAUAAAUGAAGUCCUCUGACUUUUACUCUGUACUUGUGGGUUAGUUGUGUUACUUGCCUGAGAAUUGUGUGGAUUUUUGGACAAAGACUAUAACAAUUUUUAUGAAAGGUUGACCGAUGUGCGUUUUUCAUAGGCCGAUACAAGUCCCAAUGCAUCCCUUUUACGUAGUGGUUUUUUUUUUUUUUUUGGAACCAAAAUAUAACAACUCAUGCAUUUAAAUAAACGUCGUGUGUAACACUUGGAAGAAUUUGGACUCUUUACAAAUACCUUUUGUUUGGUUAAUGGUUAACCGGUCUACCUUUAACUUGAAUUCCAUAGUAAAAUGCAAGCACAUCAACAUUUUUUUUUUUUUGAUUGCAACAAAUGGAUUCUGCAUGUUGAGGCCAAAGGCUUUCUGGGAAAUGUAGUCAACUGCAAUCACAUUGUUAUGUAAGGCUGGAUUUAAAAAAAGAAACAACCUUGUAAAUCGUGUUUUCCAUGAGAUUUGUAACGCAUGGUCUCUUCCGUUUGAUCUCCUUUAAUUGCGAUGACAAUGUCCUUUGUUUGACACCGAUGAAUGAAAAUGGUGGCUUGGACUACGAGCCUGGUUCGCAGGCUUUUUGAUGGUGCAGGGAAGACUUAAAUCCACCACAUAAAGAGCUAUUGCAUUAUUUUUAUAUAGCAAAUUCUUCUCAAUCGAGUUAGCCAUUUUGUGGUUGAGUGAUUACUGUUUUUGUUCUCAUUUUUGCCCUGAAGUGGUCCUCCGACACUAUUUAUGGCCUGUUUUCCAAUUGGAAAUUAUGUUCUUGCUGUUUUCACAAGAAAUCUGAUGCUUACCUCGUAUAUAAGUAGGUAGGAUCAGAACCGCCAGCGAAUAACUCAAAAAUAGAUAGUUUCUGAUUGUUGGGGCCACGUAACUGGGUAACUGUUUUGAAAUGUGUAUUUAAUGUAAGCCAUCUUCACAUUGGUUAGAUUUGUUUUGGACUCAUCGGCAACAUGUAUUUAUAGGAACAUUCAGUUUAUCUAGUCAUCUGAUUACAUUCAUAACAAGUAUUGUGUCACUGUGUGGAUCCAUUUGCUGAUACUGUACUUAUUACGCAUAAAUAGAUUUGUAUAUGUUGUUUUGCACAGUAAUAAAGCAAACAAAUUACAUUAAUAUAUGGAACAUUCAUUUGACUGUACUCAUGAUUCGAUAGAUGUAACACCUUUUUUGGGUUUUGUUGUUUUAUCAUACCAAAUAUUGUAUGAACUGUAUGUAAUAAUUUCAUUUCCCCUCAUAAAUACUAAAAGAGCC
Molecule: messenger RNA, 4058 nt
Organism: Nothobranchius furzeri (turquoise killifish)
Lineage: Eukaryota; Metazoa; Chordata; Actinopteri; Cyprinodontiformes; Nothobranchiidae
Product: carboxy-terminal domain RNA polymerase II polypeptide A small phosphatase 1
Molecular function (GO): RNA polymerase II CTD heptapeptide repeat phosphatase activity
Source: RefSeq, a predicted model, not a curated record